Papaver somniferum (opium poppy) is the source of this 1455-nucleotide messenger RNA. RefSeq lists its product as uncharacterized. The record is from RefSeq and is a predicted model, not a curated record. The transcript has 3 exons. The coding region runs from base 1 to 1455 and encodes 484 amino acids. Lineage: Eukaryota; Viridiplantae; Streptophyta; Magnoliopsida; Ranunculales; Papaveraceae.
AUGAAUACUGUAAAUGAGUUUUGUUCUACAUACAAAAUUUACAGCAAGCACAACUCCACAUUUAUCACUUUGGUUCCAAAGAAAGACUACAUCGAGAAAAUCCAGGAUUGCAGUCCUAUUUUUUUCUUAACUAGUGUUUACAAAAUUAUCGCAAAAGUGUUAGCUUCAAGACUCAAGCUUGUAAUGGAUAAACUUAUAUCCCCGGUUCAAUGUGCUUAUAUAGAAGGAAGACAAGUCAUACAUGGUACUUUGAUCGCCAAUGAUCUUGUGGAUUCUAGACUAUGUUCUGGCAAAGCAGGGAUAAUUUGUAAAAUUGAUCUAGAAAAAGCUUUUGACAGGAUAAAUUGGAAAUAUCUGGAUUUCAUCCUUCAUCAAAUGGGUUUUGGUGGAAAACUGUGUAAAUGGCUGAAGUUUUGUUAUUCUACAUCAACUUUUUCAGUGCUAAUCAAUGGUUCUUCUUUUGGCUACUUCACUAGUUCGAGGGGUGUAAGACAAGGUUGUCCAGUUUAUCCUCUCCUCUUCAAUAUUGCCAUGGAAGGUUUCUCAAGAUACAUGGACAGAGCCUCACAACUGAGCCUCUUCAGUGGCCUCUCAGUGACUUCUUCAAGUAUUAUCGCUUCGGAAUUUGGCUGCGCUACUGAUAACCUUCCUUUCUUAUAUCUUGGAAUGUCUCUUGGAGCUAAGGAAACUUCCAAACAUAUAUGGGACCCCAUAAUUGAAAAAUUUGAGGAGAGACUAUCAACUUGGAGGCAGAUUUCACUUUCUAAAGGAGAGCAGAAAAUGAGAAAUUUUUUAUGGGAUCAUGGUGCUCAUUCAAAAGUUUCACAUCUAAUAAAUUGGAACUUAGUAUGUGCUGUUAAAGAAAAAAGGGGUCUGGGUGUCUGUAAUUUGAGAUUGAUGAAUUUGGCAAUGCUUGCUAAAUGGUGUUGGAGGUUUGGUAAAGAGAAAAACAGGUUAUGGUAUAAGAUUAUCCGUGACAAGUAUGGUGAUACGUUCUCCUGCUGGGUACCUCAAAAGGUUAAUUCUUCUCAUGGAGUUUCUUGUUGGAAAACAAUCGCAAAGACUGCUAAUCUGGUAAGCCUUAACUCAGUGCUUAAUAUUCAUUCAGGAAAGGAUAUUUCAUUCUGGAAUGAUGUUUGGUGUGGCAACAUAUCGUUGGAUGCUAUUUUCUCGUCUCUUUUUAAGAUUUCUGACAACAAGAACAUUAAGCUCGCAGAGGUGAUCUCCUCGGAAAGGAACUGGUGUUUUAAUUUUAAACGCAAUUUAACAGAAUCAGAGGUAAAUCUCUUUGCAGACCUGAUGCUUAGGAUUGGUGAUGAACCGCCAGUCUUAGAUGCCUUACAAGAUAAUAGGAGAUGGACCCUUGAUAACUCAGGUUUAUUUAGCGUCAAAACCCUUUAUGCUAAAUUGAUGGAAGACUCUGGUAUCGCAGAUUUUCCUUAUCAGUUUAUCUGA